This is a messenger RNA of Carlito syrichta (Philippine tarsier), 989 nucleotides long. It is a transcript of the gene CCDC134, whose product is annotated as coiled-coil domain containing 134. The transcript has 7 exons. The record is from RefSeq and is a predicted model, not a curated record. Bases 57 to 755 code for a protein of 232 amino acids. Lineage: Eukaryota; Metazoa; Chordata; Mammalia; Primates; Tarsiidae.
GGCUCACGCCGAGGGUUUGCCCGCCCUUCCGCCAGGCCAGCUCCAGGGUCUUGGAUAUGGACCUUUUUCAGUUCCUGGCCUUCCUCUUUGUCCUGCUACUGUCUGGGACAGGAGCCACAGGCACCCUGAGGACCUCUCUGGACCCGAGCCUGGAGAUCUACAAGAAGAUGUUUGAGGUGAAGCGGAGGGAGCAGCUGUUGGCACUGAAGAACCUGGCACAGCUAAAUGAUGUCCACCAGCAGUACAAGAUCCUUGAUGUCAUGCUCAAGGGGCUUUUUAAGGUACUGGAGGACUCACGGACAGUGCUUAUUGCUGCCGAUGUGCUCCCAGAUGGACCCUUCCCCCAGGAUGAGAAGCUGAAGGAUGCUUUCUCCCAUGUGGUGGAGAACACGGCCUUCUUCGGCGAUGUAGUACUACGCUUCCCGAGGAUUGUGCACCACUACUUUGACCGCAACUCCAACUGGAACCUCCUCAUCCGCUGGGGCAUCAGCUUCUGCAAUCAAACAGGCGUCUUUGACCAGGGGCCCCACUCGCCCAUCCUCAACCUGAUGGCCCAGGAGCUGGGGAUCAGUGAGAAAGACUCCAACUUCCAGAACCCAUUUAAAACAGACCGCACAGAGGAGCUACCUUGUAUAGGCACUUACUACAUGCCAGAAAUUAUGCCAAGUGCUGACUGCCAGCAGCUCCUCCUGUCUCAAGGCCUUUGUGUCAUCAUUUCACCCUUGGCUAUACCAGAUGCAGUUCUUGCCUCAUAAUAUUAGGUUUGUCUUAAAUGUCAUUUCUUCAGUGUCCUUCAGACAUUACAAGUCAGGUCUCUUGUUAGUUUCAUCACAUCCAUUACUUCUGCUUGGUCACUUGUACCAUCAUCUAUUACUUAUUUUUAUGUUUAUUUAAUGUCUGUUUUUUGUUUGCUAGACUGGAAGCUCUCAGAGGGCAGGAACUGUUUGUUUGCCUGCCACAGAGAUGUUCAAUAAAUACUGUCAAAUGAA